CUACCAGCCAUGUCUUGAAAAGCACGUCUAGUACAAACAAGCCCAGCGCCCACGAUCCAAGUGACAUAUCUAUACUAAUACUCUGCAACACUGAACACAACAAUCAUCAUCCCCUACCACAAAAGCUCAACUCCGUCACAAUCACCAUGACUAAAGACUCAACCCAAACUACAAACAGCACCCCGGAAUCCCAAUUCUGGGCCCUAAACAAGCAUCCCAAGCAGGUGACAUCCGCCGAUAUCACCGCCGUCUUCGACAAGCUCCAGCCCAUCGCCCCCGAAAAGCUCAUUGGCAGCCGAUGGAGAGGCUAUGCCUUCCACAGCGGCCACCCCGCCGAGAAGCUACUGAUGGAGGACCUUAAAUUCGCGGGGAAGGAUUUUGUCUCCUUGAGUGAGGUGAACCUCAUGGUGUUCGACGGGGAGGGAAAUUGGGUCAAGUCGGAGGAGUGGGGCAAUUCGAGGCUGCGCGAAGUCAAGUUCCGAGAGGUGGUCUCGGCCGCCUUGAUUUCUGACACCAAGCCUUGCAUCGAUUAUUGGAGGGGUGUCUCGGAUGAUGUGGUGAUGGUGGCGUUGGAGGACGAUGGGAGCUUGACGCAGGGGGCGGGACCUUUGUAUGGGUAUAUGAUCAGGGUUGUGUUGGAGUAG
Molecule: messenger RNA, 644 nt
Organism: Aspergillus fijiensis CBS 313.89
Lineage: Eukaryota; Fungi; Ascomycota; Eurotiomycetes; Eurotiales; Aspergillaceae
Exons: 3
Coding region: 147-644 (165 amino acids)
Source: RefSeq, a predicted model, not a curated record